CAUGUAUCUGCCAGGGAUGUAAAGGCCACCUCUUGUGUAAUUUGCAGAGUCGCGGAAUAGGAUCCUCUGCCUCUCUUUGCAGGAUGUACGCAACCAUGCAGGAUUUUGUGCUCAGUCUGUGCUGCUAUCUCCUGCCUGGCGUGCUCGUGAGGAAGUUCGCCUUCCUGCCCGUCACCUGGAAGGAUGCUAACAGUUCUCUGUGAUCUGGUGGGGGACAUGGAGAGGGCUGCUCGGAGCAGCAUUUUGUUUUUGCCGUCAUCAUAAAUGAGUGCUGAUGGGGUGGAGGAGGUUGCACUGCUUAAGGAAAUGCAGGCAUUUUGUGAAUUAGCAAAAGACUUCCAGCUUUAAGAGUAGAUGAAAGUAAAGUGAGCUUGGGAAGAGGUGGCCGUGAAUGCUGGAUUCAUUCUGCAACAUUCCUCGUCUGGAGGAAGCAUGGGAUUGUGGCCACCUUGGAGCCCCAGCAAUACAAGUUCCAUUCAGCUGCUUCUGAAAGGAGGCUGUGAGAGCGAAGCAAGGGGACUGCUGUGGAUUACGAUGUUUGCGAAGAUCCGUGGUUUAAAAAUAAGGCAUCAUUUAACCUUUUAAAUGAAACAGCUUAAGGUCUCAUGCAUCUGCUGCAUUUUCUGGAAGCCAUUCUCUCAAACAGAAGUGUACAUUUGAAACACAGAUAAGAUGUUCCAUUCUGCAGGGAUUUAAGUUUUUUGUUUUUACAUCAUGACCAGCUUGAAACGGUCCCAGACAGAACGGCCUGUCACCGCCGACAGAGCCUCUGUUGUCAGCACAGACGGCACCCCCAAAGUCCACACUGAUGACUUCUAUAUGCGUCGCUUCCGGUCCCAAAAUGGCAGCUUAGGAUCAUCAGUCAUGGCUCCAGUAGGGCCCCCUCGAAGUGAAGUCUCUCACCAUAUCACCUCAACCCCUGGAGUCCCAAAGAUGGGGGUUAGGGCAAGAAUUGCAGAUUGGCCUCCAAGAAAGGAAAAUGUAAAAGAAUCUAGCCGUUCCAGCCAGGAAAUAGAAACCUCAAGUUGCCUUGAGAGCAUGUCCUCCAAAAGCAGUCCUGUGAGUCAGGGAAGUUCUGUUAGCCUCAAUUCCAAUGACUCAGCCAUGCUGAAGAGCAUACAGAACACGCUGAAGAGCAAGACCCGACCGGCGGAGAGCAUGGACUCCCGGUUCCUCAUGCCCGAGGCCUACCCCAGCUCCCCCAGGAAAGCGCUCCGCAGAAUUCGGCAGCGGAGCAACAGCGACAUCACCAUAAGUGAGCUUGACGCGGAUAGCUUUGAUGAAUGUAUCUCCCCCCCCUACAAGACAGGGCCAUCACUACACAGGGAAUACGGUAGCACAUCUUCAAUUGACAAGCAGGGAACAUCCGGAGAGAGCUUCUUUGAUUUGUUAAAGGGCUACAAAGAUGACAAAUCUGAUAGAGGUCCAACUCCAACCAAGCUCAGUGACUUCCUCAUCGCUGGUGGGACCAAGGGUUCCGGUUUCUCCUUGGAUGUUAUUGAUGGGCCCAUCUCCCAGAGGGAGAACCUCAGGCUUUUCAAGGAAAGGGAAAAACCACUCAAGAGACGUUCCAAGUCUGAAACUGGAGACUCCUCCAUUUUCCGUAAGUUACGCAAUGCCAAAGGUGAAGAGCUAGGGAAGUCUUCGGACCUGGAAGACAGCCGGUCAGAAGACUCGGUCAGGCCCUGGACAUGCCCAAAGUGCUUUGCCCACUACGAUGUCCAGAGCAUCUUGUUUGAUCUGAACGAGGCGAUCGUGAGCAGGCACAGCGUCAUCAGGAGGAGAAACACUACCACAGGCGCUUCGGCAGCGGCUGUGGCCUCCCUGGUGUCUGGACCUCUGCCUCACUCUGCCAGCUUCAGCUCCCCAAUGGGCAGCACAGAGGAACUGAAUUCCAAGGGAAGCCUCGGCAUGGACCAGGGAGACGAUAAAAGCAAUGAACUGGUAUUGAGUUGUCCGUAUUUUCGGAAUGAGAUUGGUGGAGAAGGGGAAAGGAAAAUCAGCCUGUCUAAGUCCAGCUCCGGCUCGUUCAGUGGGUGUGAAAGUGCCUCCUUCGAGUCUGCCCUCAGCUCUCACUGCACAAACGCGGGAGUGGCGGUCCUCGAAGUGCCCAGGGAGAACUUGGUGUUGCAUCUAGACAGAGUGAAAAGAUACAUUGUGGAGCACGUGGAUCUUGGCGCGUACUAUUAUAGGAAAUUCUUCUACCAGAAGGAACACUGGAACUAUUUUGGAGCUGACGAGAAUCUUGGUCCAGUAGCUGUGAGCAUUCGAAGGGAAAAACCAGAAGAAAUGAAGGAAAAUGGAUCUCCAUACAACUACAGAAUAAUUUUUAGAACUAGCGAGCUCAUGACCCUGCGAGGCUCUGUUCUGGAAGAUGCCAUUCCCUCCACGGCCAAGCACUCAACAGCCAGAGGGCUGCCUCUGAAAGAGGUGCUGGAGCACGUGAUCCCUGAGCUCAAUGUCCAGUGCCUGCGGCUGGCCUUCAACACGCCCAAAGUCACUGAGCAGCUCAUGAAACUGGACGAGCAGGGGCUAAACUACCAGCAGAAAGUCGGCAUCAUGUACUGCAAAGCUGGCCAGAGCACUGAAGAAGAGAUGUACAAUAACGAGUCAGCGGGUCCUGCCUUCGAGGAAUUCCUUCAGCUAUUGGGAGAGCGAGUUAGGCUAAAAGGAUUUGAGAAGUAUCGCGCACAGCUUGACACCAAAACUGACUCCACUGGAACCCACUCUCUGUACACAACCUACAAAGACUAUGAAAUUAUGUUCCACGUUUCCACCAUGCUGCCAUACACACCUAACAAUAAGCAACAGCUCUUACGGAAGCGACACAUUGGAAAUGACAUUGUGACAAUUGUUUUCCAAGAGCCUGGAGCACAGCCAUUUAGCCCGAAAAAUAUCAGAUCCCACUUCCAGCAUGUCUUCGUCAUCGUCAGGGCCCACAAGCCCUGCACCGACAGCGUCUGUUACAGUGUGGCUGUCACCAGGUCCAGAGAUGUGCCUUCCUUUGGACCUCCCAUCCCUAAAGGGGUCACUUUCCCCAAGUCAAAUGUGUUCAGGGACUUCCUUUUGGCCAAAGUGAUUAAUGCAGAAAAUGCUGCUCAUAAAUCAGAGAAGUUCCGCGCCAUGGCAACUCGGACCCGCCAGGAAUACCUGAAAGACCUGGCGGAGAAGAAUGUCACCAACACGCCCAUCGACUCUUCUGGCAAGUUCCCAUUCAUUUCUCUGGCUUCCAAGAAGAAGGAGAAGUCCAAGCCAUAUCCAGGAGCUGAGCUCAGCAGCAUGGGGGCCAUUGUAUGGGCAGUCCGUGCCAAGGACUACAACAAGGCUAUGGAGUUAGACUGCCUCCUGGGCAUCUCCAAUGAGGUCAUUGUGCUCAUCGAACAGGAAACGAAGAGUGUGGUUUUCAACUGCUCCUGCAGAGAUGUCAUAGGAUGGACCUCCAGUGACACUAGCCUCAAAAUAUUCUAUGAGCGAGGAGAGUGCGUUUCAGUGGAGAGUUUUAUUAGCAAUGAAGACAUCAAAGAAAUUGUCAAAAGGCUCCAGUUUGUUUCAAAAGGCUGUGAAUCAGUGGAAAUGACUCUGCGAAGAAACGGGCUGGGACAGCUUGGCUUCCAUGUCAACUAUGAGGGCAUCGUGGCCGACGUGGAGCCCUACGGCUAUGCGUGGCAAGCAGGGCUGAGGCAGGGCAGCCGCCUGGUGGAGAUCUGCAAGGUGGCAGUGGCCACCCUGAGCCACGAGCAGAUGAUUGAUCUCCUGAGAACAUCAGUCACAGUUAAAGUUGUCAUCAUCCCCCCCCAUGACGACUGCACCCCACGGAGGAGUUGCUCAGAAACGUACCGCAUGCCAGCGAUGGAGUAUAAGAUGAAUGAAGGUGUCUCGUAUGAGUUCAAGUUUCCCUUCCGAAAUAACAACAAGUGGCAGCGGAACGCCAGCAAGGGCGCUCAUUCCCCUCAAGUCCCAUCCCAGGUGCAGAGUCCCAUGACCUCACGGCUGAACGCUGGGAAAGGGGACGGCAAGAUGCCGCCUCCUGAAAGAGCUGCCAACAUUCCUCGGAGCAUCUCCAGUGAUGGGCGCCCACUGGAGAGGCGACUAUCUCCUGGUUCGGACAUCUAUGUGACCGUCUCCUCCAUGGCUUUAGCAAGGUCCCAGUGUCGUAACUCCCCUAGCAACCUGUCUUCCUCCAGCGAGACUGGCUCUGCAGGGGGCACCUACCGCCAAAAGUCCAUGCCCGAGGGGUUUGGAGUGAGCCGUAGAUCUCCAGCCUCCAUCGACAGGCAGAACACCCAGUCAGAUAUUGGUGGCAGCGGAAAAUCCACACCCAGCUGGCAAAGAAGUGAGGAUAGCCUUGUCGACCAGAUGGAGCCUACGUGCCAUCUCCCAGCAGUCUCAAAGGUACUGCCAGCUUUCCGAGAGAGCCCCAGUGGGAGACUGAUGCGGCAAGAUCCGGUGGUCCAUUUGUCUCCGAACAAGCAAGGGCAUUCUGACAGCCACUACUCGAGCCACUCCAGUAGCAACACCCUCUCUAGCAACGCAUCGAGCGCCCACAGUGACGAGAAGUGGCACGACGGGGACCGCACGGAAUCUGAGCUCAGCAGCUACAACUACCUGCAGGGCACCUCGGCCGACAGCGGCAUCGACGCCACCUCCUAUGGCCCCAGCCAUGGCAGCACGGCCUCCCUGGGGGCUGCCACCUCAUCGCCUCGCUCAGGGCCAGGCAAGGAGAAGGUGGCACCCCUGUGGCACAGCUCCAGUGAAGUGCUCUCCCUGGCAGAUCGGACUUUAGAGACUGAGGGCCACGGCCUGGACCGGAAAACCGAGUCCUCACUGAGCCUGGACAUCCACAGCAAGAGCCAGGGCGGCUCAAGCCCGCUGACCAGGGAGAACAGCACCUUCAGCAUAAAUGAUGCUGCUUCCCACACAAGUACCAUGAGCUCCCGACACUCUGCCAGCCCUGUGGUUUUCUCCAGUGCCAGAAGUUCCCCUAAAGAAGAGCUUCACCCCGCCACAUCCUCUCAGCUCGCACCUUCCUACUCCUCAUCUUCCUCCUCCUCCUCCGGCCCUAGAACUUUCUACCCCCGCCAGGGCGCUACCAGCAAGUACUUGAUUGGAUGGAAAAAACCUGAAGGAACCAUUAACUCCGUGGGAUUUAUGGACACAAGAAAGCGUCACCAGAGCGAUGGUAAUGAGAUAGCCCACACCCGGCUGCGCGCCUCCACAAGGGACCUUCGGGCAUCUCCCAAGCCAACCUCCAAGUCAACCAUUGAGGAAGAUCUGAAGAAACUCAUUGACCUUGACCUUGAAAGCCCAACUCCUGGAUCACAGAAGAAUUUUAAGUUCCACCCUCUGUCCUCCCCGCAGUCUCCUUUCCCCACCACACCUACCUCCCGGCGGGCCUUGCACAGGACACUGUCAGACGAGAGCAUUUACAGUGGCCAGAGGGAGCAUUUCUUCACCUCCAGGGCUUCUUUUCUGGACCAAGCUUUGCCCAACGACGUCCUCUUCAGCAGCACAUACCCGUCUCUCCCCAAGUCACUCCCGCUGCGGAGGCCGUCGUACACCUUGGGGAUGAAGUCCUUGCAUGGAGAGUUCUCAGCCUCGGACAGCUCACUCACCGACAUCCAGGAAACCCAAAGGCAGCCCAUGCCCGACCCUGGCCUGAUGCCCUUGCCCGACACUGCUGCAGAUUUGGACUGGUCCAACCUGGUAGAUGCAGCCAAAGCCUACGAGGUCCAGAGAGCCUCGUUUUUUGCUGCUAGUGAUGAAAACCAUCGCCCCCUGAGUGCUGCGUCGAACAGUGAUCAGCUGGAGGAGCAGACGCUGGUCCAGAUGAAGUCUUACAGCAGCAGUAAGGAUUCCUCGCCCACUCUGGCUUCUAAAGUGGACCAGUUGGAAGGUAUGCUGAAGAUGCUUCGGGAAGACUUGAAGAAGGAGAAGGAAGACAAGGCCCACCUGCAGGCGGAAGUUCAGCACUUGCGCGAGGACAACCUGCGGCUUCAAGAGGAGUCCCAGAACGCCUCAGACAAGCUGAAGAAGUUCACAGAGUGGGUCUUCAACACCAUAGACAUGAGCUAGGGGCAGCUGGGGGGACGCAGACGCCGUCUCUGGCGGGCACCCUCGAGCCCUUUCCCACCUCCAAAAGCACCCUUGGAGCAUCUUCCGCUUCCUCCUGUGCCCCUUUCGGUGAGGGCACAACACAACACAACAACACUUGCAGAUAACAAUCAGUGUCUGCUUUUUUGUAGAAAAGAAAAACAAAAAAUAAAAAUUUUAAAAAGUAAAAUAAAAGUUUAACCGCUAAAAUGUGAAUGUCUUUAUUUUUUUGCACAAUAUCUUUAUCUGUUAGGUAUUUAAAAAGAAAUGAGGCCCAGGACCAGGAUGCCCUGGGGCCCAUCUGCCUAUUUCCGUCAGCUUUCUGAUCUAUUUCAGGUAACCCAAGCACUCCCUGUUAUCCUGACAAAGUCAUUGUUGCUGGGAAAAGACUUUUCUUUAACUUGUUUAUUUGGGGAACUGGGGAAGGAAUAGGGGUGUUUCCUAACUUGCCUGGCAAGGGAGGCGCUUCAGGAAGAGGCCGCCUCCCGGGAAGGACGCACUCAUGCACUGGUGCUGGUGGCCUGAUCGCCCAGACACCAGCAGGUGGGCACCAUUUCACAACCCUGGCAUUCACAGGCCUGUUGGCCAGCCCCCCCCCCCCCCCCGAUCCUGCAUUGUGAUAGCCUCUCUUGUCCCUUUACCCAGGGAGGGGCCCUGGGUGUGCUCCUCAGAGCUAGGCCUCUUUGUUUAGCUUUAGUGAACGCCACAAAAUUGAAAUCAACCUCUGCAGUUCGCUGGCUCCAAACAUUAAUUGGUUUUCAAAUCCUUCCAAAAGAACACCUUACCUGUAUGCAUUUUGAAUGCAUUUUGGUGAAAAGUUUAUCUAGUUUUUGUUUGAUAUUCUUAAAGGUAUAGCAAAAAAAAUUUUUUUAAGCUUGUUCAAAAUGACUAUAUUAGUUGAUAACUCCUUCUCUCUAAAGCAAGACUUCACGAGUGUUUGUAUUUAGGAACAGAUAACAGUGAAUGUUAAACUGUGAACUUUAAUAUUUGCUUGCGUAGGAGCAAUGCCUGUAAUAGAAUGGGCUUCUGAAAUCUGCAUGCCCCUGUGUGGAAUUUAAGCACGGCAUUUUUUGCACCCUUUUGUGGCCAUCCGAAGGACCCUGCUGCAGGAUAAUUCUCGUGCUGGUUUUGCUGUAGAGACGCAGCUGCCCAGGCCCUGGCACACUCACUGCCAAGGGCGCAUAGGCCUAGGGCUGGCCAGAGCUGAAUGACCUAAGGAGACACCUUUUUUUUUUUUUUUUUUUUUUUUGCCUUCGUAAUUGUCACUAAACUGGCUCUGAGGGGACAUUCAGCACCCUAGUGGCAUGUGCUAGGAAGCUCCCUACCCUUAGUAACCUCAACUGUGUUCACCUCUUCACCCCAGAAACAGGAUGGAUCCAUAUUCCUAACCCCCCCCCACACAUACCAGAUUUUUAUGCUAUAGUUUCAUUCAUGAUUGUGAUUUCUCCAUGGGAUUUUUUUUUUCCUGUUACCAUUUCUAUCAUGGAAAUAGGAAGAUGUUGGAGUGCUUUGUAAAACUUUCAAUCGCCUGUCUCUUUCUCUUGAAUGUGUAUGAAGGAGAUUGUACAUUGCCUGAUACCUCUCUGUAACCGAGACACGCUGCUGCCAUCCAAGCAUUCCGAAGUCUCGCUUCCCCUUCGGAGUCUCCUUUUCAUUCUGUUUUCUGUUUUCUUUGGGGACUUGGGGCAAGCUAUUUAUUAGAGUUUUGCAACAGAGUUCUUGUUUGAAGCCUCUAAAGACCACUUGUAAGAUUCGAAUAAUAAAAUUCAUUUUAAACGCUCUUUUAAAA
Jaculus jaculus (lesser Egyptian jerboa) is the source of this 7879-nucleotide messenger RNA. RefSeq names its product signal induced proliferation associated 1 like 1 (gene Sipa1l1). Lineage: Eukaryota; Metazoa; Chordata; Mammalia; Rodentia; Dipodidae. Gene Ontology annotation, molecular function: GTPase activator activity; protein binding. Gene Ontology annotation, cellular component: cytoplasm. The transcript has 21 exons. Bases 715 to 6072 code for a protein of 1785 amino acids. The record is from RefSeq and is a predicted model, not a curated record. Gene Ontology annotation, biological process: regulation of small GTPase mediated signal transduction; activation of GTPase activity.